Messenger RNA from Lentinula edodes (shiitake mushroom), 912 nucleotides. Its product is annotated as short-chain dehydrogenase/reductase. Gene Ontology annotation, molecular function: oxidoreductase activity. The record is from RefSeq and is a predicted model, not a curated record. The transcript is spliced from 2 exons. Gene Ontology annotation, cellular component: cytosol. NCBI's taxonomy places the organism in Eukaryota, Fungi, Basidiomycota, Agaricomycetes, Agaricales, Omphalotaceae. The coding region runs from base 1 to 912 and encodes 303 amino acids.
AUGUCUCUAACCAAGACGCAUCAUCGUGACACAUAUCCUACAAUUUCUUCGACCAAACCUUCGCUCAGCCAGGUUGGCAAGACGGUGCUCAUAACCGGAGGUGCUAGUGGGAUAGGCUUCGAAAUUGCGCGCUCUUUCGCCAAGGCUUCUGCCGCCAGAAUCAUCAUUUUGAGCCGCAAAAUCUCUUCGUUGAAUGCUGCGGUGGAGAAGCUCCGAGACGAAUUCCAGUCAUCUGGUACCGAAUUCAUUACUCGACAGGGCGAUAUUGGCGAUGACUCUUCGAUCAUUGCCCUUUGGGAUUACUUGAACUCCCAAAACAUUUUUGUCCAUGUAUUGGUGCUCAAUGCGGCUCAUGUCACCCCAUUUGGACCGGAUACGUUGAGCAUGGACAAACAGGAGCUCAUGCAAACCUUCGACGUCAACGUCGGCGGUAAUUUCCUCAUGUCGUCUAGGUUUGUCAAACAACCUCUACGUCCUGCAGGGCAGCAGCUCAACCUUGUCUUCGUCUCUACGGCUGGGAUUCAGAGGCAUCCUGCACCAGCACAGAAUCCGUACACAACAUCUAAAGCCGCGUUUACCGCUCUUCUUGGACGAAUCGCUGAUGAACGAUCUGCCGAGGACGUCCAAAUAAUAUCCUUUCAUCCUGGACUUCUGCAUACGGAGGGCGUCGUCAGUUAUUUCGGUCAGAAUUUACCCAGAUGUGAUGAAAUGGCAUUACCUGCGGACUUCUCUGUUUGGGCGGCAUCUCCGGAAGCAUCUUGGCUACAUGGCCGAUUUGUAUGGGCACACUGGGACGUUGAUGAGCUCAAAGCUGAUAAGGAUUUCUGCAUGCAGUUAGAACAAGAAAAGGGUUUUCUGAAGGUUGCAGUUCAAGGUUUGGGUGGUGUCUCUUUCGACUCAUACUUCGAUUAG